This is a messenger RNA of Musa acuminata subsp. malaccensis (wild Malaysian banana), 2522 nucleotides long. The record is from RefSeq and is a predicted model, not a curated record. NCBI's taxonomy places the organism in Eukaryota, Viridiplantae, Streptophyta, Magnoliopsida, Zingiberales, Musaceae.
ACAAUUAAUGGGCUGUCUUCUCCGGCCGGCGGUAUUCGCGAGUCGGCUAUCAAUUUGCCGCUGUUAAACCACGACCCGACCACCGUGAAGCCACCAAAAGCCGGCCUGCAGCGGUGCGCCACCUCUCCUCUCAUGAGUGACAGACUUCGCCUUGUUCAGUGCACCAAGUGACAAUUCUUGUUCAGAAUUUCUUUGACUAUAUCCCUCCUCAAUGAAGGUAUUGACUGCCAAAAGAUGGACAUCUUAUGAUUGAGAUGAUAAGUGGGCUGUUGGUAUAAAGAUCAACUUCUUAUCAUCAAAAUGAUGGCACAUACUGGUAAUCUGGUUUCUGGUGGCGCAGGGAACUCAUAAGUUAUGAGUACAGUCGCUGUUGAAGAUACAAUUGAGGAACAUGGAACUUCUAUUGACGAGGAGAAGAGGAGAGUCCGAUGCAAGUACUGCGGAAAGGAGGUGAAUGGCUUUAACCGUCUCAAGCACCACCUGGCUGCUGUUGGGAGUGAUGUGACUGCAUGCAUUGAAGUUCCAGCCGUGGUCAAAACUCAGAUGAGGGAUGCUUUGCUUGGGAAGAAGAAAGAAAGGCUGCUGAAGGAGGUUGGAAGAAUAGAACAUCCUGAACUUCCUUUGAAAAGGAACUUUUCUCCUGCAUCAAGCAAACAGAGAUGUUGCCAACUCAAACUAACCCCUGGUAUUAAUUCAGUUAAUAGCUCUGGACCAACAGAGAUCAAUGUGGGAGAGAGCUCUAGUGUAAAUAAUUUUUGUCCUAAACAGUCCCUGGUGAAGGGAGUGAACAAUUUAGAGCCUCACUCAGCUGAAACUGUAAAUUGGUGCAGCCCCAGUCCAUUCAUUACGAAAAACAUGUACAGGAUAGUCAAGGAAGAAGUGAAGGAUGAAUCAGCAUGGCAUGCAGCAAGGUGUAUUGGUAGGUUCUUCUUUGAGGCUGGCAUUGAUACUGCCAAUGUCAAGUUACCUUCUUUUCAGGGAAUGAUGGAUGCUGUUAUUGGUUGUGGGUCUGGAUACAAGGUACCAACCUAUGAUGAAUUGAAGGGAACAAUCCUACAUGAAGAGGUAAAAGAAGUUCUUAAGCAUGUGGAGGAUGUGAAGCAAUCUUGGGGCCAAACUGGUUGUAGCAUCUUGCUAGAUGGUUGGACUGAUCCAAGGGGCAGGAGCCUCAUAAGUUUUCUAGUGAAUUGCCCCCUAGGCACCAUAUUUUUGAGAUAUGUAGAUGCAUCUGAUGCUGUUGAUGAUGUUGACACACUAUUCUUAUUAAUUUGUAAUGUCAUUGAGGAGGUAGGUGUUAAGUAUGUUGUUCAAGUUGUUGCUCAUGACACAUCAGACUGCAUUGAGGCUGCAGGAAAAAAGAUAAUGGAGAAAUACCGAUCUAUAUUUUGGACGUUAUCUGCAGAUUAUUGUAUAAAUAUCAUUUUUGAGAAAAUUGAAGCUCAAGAUUAUGUCAAGAAAGUACUGAGUGAUGCUAAGGCCAUUACAAAAUUUAUUUACAGCAAUGCCUUAGCUCUAAAACUAUUGAGAAAACACGUUCGUGGAGGUGAUCUUGUCAGAACCUCCAACUUGAAAUCGGUGACACCAUUCAUCACAUUGCAAAACAUGGUAUCUGAAAGAGAGAAUUUGGUCUACAUGUUCAACUCUCCAACAUGGACUACCUCAGAUUUGGCUUCUAAAAUAAAGGGCAAAAGCAUUUCUAAGUUGGUGAAAGAUUCUUCGUUUUGGGUUGCUGCAGUUGAUGUCUUGAAGAUCACAAAUCCACUACUUGACAUUUUGCACCAGAUCAGUGGAACAGAUAGGUCUCCAAUGGGUUUCUUAUAUGAUUCCAUUGAUCGUGCGAAGGAAAAGAUUAAAAGGAAUUUGGGACAUGAAGAGGCAAGAUAUGAUCCUAUAUGGACUCUAGUAGAUGAUAUAUGGGACAACCAUCUCCACAGCCCUCUUCAUUCUGCUGGAUACUUUUUGAACCCAAGUCUCUUCUAUUCGAGUGAUUUCUAUAUUGAUGCUGAAGUCACUAAUGGAGUAUUGUACUGCAUUGUGAAAAUGACUGUGGACCAACAGGACCAAGAGCUCAUAGUUCUCCAACUUGAUGAGUAUAGAGAGGCUAAAGGUGUUUUUUCUGGGGAUGCAGCAGUUGAUCAAAGAAGUAAAAUUUCACCAGAUAUGUGGUGGUCAAUGCACGGAGGGCAAUGCCCAGAACUACAAAAGUUCGCCGUCAAAAUCCUAAGCCAGGCUUGCAGUGGUGCCUCGAGGUACAUGCUAAGGAAGGAUCUGUCGGAGCAGUUACACGCCGGGGGAAGGAACUGCAUGGAAAAGCAGAGGUCUCGUGAUCUCGAGUUUGUCCAUUACAACCGUCGCCUGUGGCAUUCACCGUCCAGCUUGAAGCAGGAGAUCGAGCUCGGCCAUGAUGACCUUAAGCCCUUGGAAGAAUGGAUUGUAGAUAGAAACUGACAGCUUGUUAUAUGAACUCUGACGACUUGUAAUGCUUUUUUUGAACAAUGGUAGUGAGCAACAGCUUCUCCUGA